AUGUCUACAGCAGCCUACAAGGAGGUGGUAGAGGCACCAGCCACGGCGGCGCGUCGCCGCAAAGCGGGCCGUGUGAACUACCUGAUCGAGAACGCUACUCCUGCGAUGCUGUGUCUCGUGCGGGCCGCCGAGCCGAAGCCGUACACGGCACUCUCCCCCGAAGCCCUCUACGAGGCAGUGCAGCCGCACGACCACACGCUCCGCCCGUCGCCGUUCAUUGCCCAUCAAGCGCUCAUGGAUUUCUACAAGGUAUGCGAUGGCUACUAUGGCGUGGACAGGGAGGAGGUGGAUGUGCAGCAGCUCACCGCCUUCGAGCAGAAAAAGCCACACGGUGGGGCAUUGGGUGGGAGCAACAGCGGCAGCAACAGUGGAGCCACUCUGUCGUCGUUGCUGUCUGGGUCGGCGUCUGCCGCCCCAUCGUCGUCGUUGUCCGCUGCCGCCGGUGCUCCUCCGCUUCCGUCGCUGCCAUCCCCCGACGACCCGAACCUGGCUGAGAAGCUCAAUGACUAUCGCAUCGCACAGCUGCGCCGCAACGCCCAGCACGUGGAUAACACCGUCUACCACGCGCACAACAGCAGCAACGGGUUCAUCACGAGCAACGUCGCGCUCGCGGGCAGCAGCGGGGUAUGCCACUUCUACCGCACACCAGAGGGCUGCCAAAGAGGCGCGGCAUGCCCUUUCGCUCACCUGGACAAGCACGGACAGCCGGUGAACCGCGUCGCAAAGUCGUGA
Molecule: messenger RNA, 732 nt
Organism: Leishmania mexicana MHOM/GT/2001/U1103
Lineage: Eukaryota; Euglenozoa; Kinetoplastea; Trypanosomatida; Trypanosomatidae
Exons: 1
Coding region: 1-732 (243 amino acids)
Molecular function (GO): metal ion binding
Source: RefSeq, a predicted model, not a curated record